Molecule: messenger RNA, 3161 nt
Organism: Columba livia (rock pigeon)
Lineage: Eukaryota; Metazoa; Chordata; Aves; Columbiformes; Columbidae
Gene: XKR5
Product: XK related 5
Exons: 6
Coding region: 122-2203 (693 amino acids)
Biological process (GO): engulfment of apoptotic cell; phosphatidylserine exposure on apoptotic cell surface; apoptotic process involved in development
Cellular component (GO): plasma membrane
Source: RefSeq, a predicted model, not a curated record
GGGCGGGAGGGGCCGGCUGGCGGUUCCUUCUUCCUCCUCCUUCUCCUCUUCCUUCUCCUCCUCCUUCUCCUCCUCCUUCUCCUCCUGCUUCUCCUCCUCCUCCUCCGAAGGGGCGCGCAGGAUGCGCGGUGCUCUCCCGGCGCUGUGCUUGGCGCUGCUGGCGGCGGAGCGCGGGGCGGGGCUCUGCACCAUCAUCCACUACCUUGUCCAUGGACAGCUGGGCUGGUUCGGGCUGACCGUCGCCUGCAUCAUUCCUGGCUACGCGGCUCAGCUCCUCAGCAUCCUCUGGUUCAGGACAGAUGGCCACCAACACAGCUGCUGGCUCCUGGUGCUCCACCUGCUUCAGCUGGGCCUCUGGAAACGGUACUGGGAUGUUUUACGGGCAGCAGUGAAAGCAGAUAACGGUGUCAGAGCCGGGGCAGAGCUGAUGGCACUCGGGGACGUGUGCGUGCUGCGGCUGCUGGAAGCACUGCUGCGGACCCUGCCUCACCUCCUGCUGCAGGCCUACGGCGUCCUGGCCGUCCACACAGCCACUGUCAUCCCUGGUGUCAGCGCGGGGAUGUCCCUGCUGUCCUUUGCUUGGGCUUUGGUUUCCUACAGCUGCUUCACCUGCCUGAUGAAACCCGGUCACCUCUGCCCACCAGCCACCGCCAUCCUCUGCCUGCUGCUCUGGAGAACAGGGAUGCUGGCGACCAGGGUCCUGGCCCUGGUGCUCUUUGCCAGGCUCUAUUCCCUCUGGGUUUUUGCUGUGGCCGGUAAGACUUGUGAUCAUCUUCUCCAUCACCCACGUUGCUGUCAACCCUCAAGAUGCUCCUGGAGCACUUUGCAGCCUUCCCCUGGGACAGCUUUGCCCUUUCGGUCCCUUCCCUUUGCAGGUGCCCACUGGCUGCUCAUGUCCUUCUGGCUGGUGGCCCAGCAGACGGACAUCGUGGCCCAGCCUUGGCGCUGGAGGCUGUUCAAUUGCCUGCUGGGAGCCGUGUACAUCUUCUGCUACAUCAAUGUUCGGCCAGGUCCCUCCAAGCACAGGAUGGCCGUGUUUUAUACAAUCAUGCUGGUGGAAAAUACCAUCCUGCUGCUUCUGGCCACCCGGUUCCUGCAGACAGAGCUGAGGAGCAGCCUGUGCGUGACUGGGGCCGUCAUGGCAGGGUCUGUCAUAGGUGCCGCAGCUCUGGUGGUUUAUUACAUCCUGCUCCAUCCCAAGUCCAGCGAGAUCUGGAAGAGCUUCCUGGACACAACCUGCAGCGCUGCGACUGCUGGUGGUGACGAGGCUGCUGGAGACGGCUCCAAAUUGGGGCAGAAUUUGGGAAUUUCGGGAGAUGGAGAGUCCUCAGCAGGGGGAGGGACCAUGGCAGAUCCCAAAAAUGGGCACAGCUCGUCCCUCCUGCAAUUCAGAGGGUGUGUGGAGGACAGCUGGACAAACCAUCACCACUGGCUGCUGGUAAAGCUGGCCUUGAAGACAGGAGAUAUAUCCACCAUCAACGCAGCUUUUGGAGACGGUGGCAUGGGAGAGGUUUAUGCUGGAGGAUGGGUGAUGGGGAAACCCACCUGCAUUGAGCCUGGGGCAAACCUUUCCCUGCCCACAAGGGAAAUGGGUCCUCGGGGUGUUGAAUCUGGUGUGACUGAUGAGAAAUCGCAGGUGACGGGGGAUGGAGAAGGCAGCAAACCUGGCACUACGAGAACAGCAGGGCAGGACAGAGCAGGGCAGGAGCCUGGUUUUCAGCCAGCUGUAUCGUUUCCCAGGAGCUUCUCCUUGGAUGAACCCGAGGGCUCCUCUAUAUAUUUCAGUGCAAAAAGCAUCGCCUCACCCAACACGGGGACAGAAAAAGCAACAUGCAUGGCCCUGGUGCAAAGGGACAAUGAAGCCCAGACUCCUCCAGGCUGCCUGGGGGUCGGACAAUGGGAUUCACCCCUCGGGAUCACGAGCAUCAGCCCAAUCUUGGGCACUUGCACCCACAAGCAUCCGCCGAGCAGCUCUUCCCUGGGUACCCCCAAAGAGGGGCUGGAGCCUGUGGGGUCAGAGGGUGCCCCCGUUGGGUGGCAUCAACCUUGGGACAUCCAUCCUUGUGGCACACGAGGGACUGUGGUGAGGGGCAAGCUGAGGCCGCCGUGCUUCACCUCCACCCCCAAGGCUGCCCCCCAUAGCCCGCAGCAGGGAUGGGGGGAGACGGGACAGGGGACAGACCUGGCUGAGUUGUUGGAAUGACGUUGGAAAUGGCUGUGUUGUCACCUUAGGUCGGUGCUGGGGUGACUGUCUCAUCCAUAGGGUAUGGCGGGAGGUGGUGGGAUGUUAACGCUGGCCAUGGAGACCAUCCCCCUGGUGCCGUCUGCCACCGGGCAGAUGUCCUUCCAUUGCUAGGUGUCAAGGUCCGUUCUGUGAUGGACUCAUGAUGGUCCAUUUCCCUUGAGCUCAAAGCGCAAAAUUAAGGUGACCAAAAUGCCAAGGGGUUAUAAUUCAAUCAAACAGUGUUACUUUAUUGUUUUGCCUGUAAAGCAGCACGCGAUAAAGUAGAGAAAAAGGGAAAGAAAAAGAAAAGGGGGAAAGGGGACUGGUUACCACCACUGGUCCAAAGGUGUCCCUAUGGUCCUGGGUCCUCAACAGCAUCCUGACAGCCCUGUAUUGUGAUCCAGGAUCCUCUGGUGGGGAGAUCUCAACGGUGUCCAUUUGGGAGUCAUCUCUUGUGCUUCCUCACCCCCCCUCACUCCCACUGAUUGAGGCCAAUCUCCGCCUUUGUUUCGCAAUCCAGGCUUAACUGCGCAGGCUCAAAGAGUCCCCGCUUCGCUUGUCAGAGCCGGCCUAACAUCAGGGGUCUCUUUCAGGUCUGUUGGGUGACCUCAAGACCCUUGUCGAGCCUCUGCGCAUGCUCUUCUUCAUUGGCCUUUGUAACAGAGGGGAGAUGGGGGCAAAUUUGGCCGAAGUAGUAGGUGAAAAUCCAUCUUCUGGACAGCAGCUCUUGUCCCCGGGUCGGAGAGAACCGUGCAACACAGUUCUUUUCUCCAGGCCUCCCUCCAAGUCGUUGUCCAUCUGUUCUUGAUGGCAAUGUUCAGGCAGAUACUGUUCUUCGGACGGACUCCUACACUAGGACAUCACCUUCCCUCCUGGUGCAUCUUCUACUUGCAGCUUUGGAAAGGCCCUGAGGUCUCAAAAAAAUCUCAAAACUCCA